Messenger RNA from Ailuropoda melanoleuca (giant panda), 1163 nucleotides. It is a transcript of the gene C12H19orf81, whose product is annotated as chromosome 12 C19orf81 homolog. Bases 164 to 709 code for a protein of 181 amino acids. The record is from RefSeq and is a predicted model, not a curated record. Lineage: Eukaryota; Metazoa; Chordata; Mammalia; Carnivora; Ursidae. The transcript has 6 exons.
GAAAAAGAAAGAUCCUCUUUUGUAACAGAUCCAGCAAAAGUCCAAGGGUGGACUCCAUAUCCUCGAUUGACUUUUAAGCACACCCCUGAAGAAAUCACUCAGAAAAUCAAGGGUGCAGCAAGAGGUGGAGACCCUGUGCUCCUUCACCGUGGGCAACCCCAGCAUGCACAGGGAGGCAGGAGCCCUCCUUGUGGACCUAGAGACCCCAAAGGAGACACAAACCCGGAGCCUGGGCAGGCCUGUCAAAUCCUCGAAGCAGUACUUGCGCCACGUCAUUGCAGAAUACGAGGUGCUGGACCGAGAGCUCCCAUGCAUCCGGAAGUUCCCUACACCACCCGCUGCCCAGCCUCUCUGUCUGUGCAUGGAGACCUCACCGGAGGAGGACCUUACCCACCUGGAGGUGCUGGAGGCUCUGGAGGCCGAGUUACCCGGCGCCAUGGAGAGCGGGCGCGUGAGCAGCAUCCGCUUUGAAAAUAUGAAUGUCAUCUGUGGGACUGCCGGGCGCCGGGACAGGUGGCUUAUCAAGGUCACGGACUUCCAGACUCGCUCUCGUCUGCUGCGCUCCGGCAUCCGCCUCCGCGGGAACGCACACCCGCUGGUGCGCCACGACGAACUGCUGCGAGCCGAUUACCGCCUGCACCUGCGGCGCUCCCUUGUCCGGCGGCGCAUGCUCGAGGCCCUGGGGGCGGAGCCGACCGAGGAAGACUAACGCUUAGGGGGCGGCCCCGGCUGCGCUUGCACACUGCCCAGCUGGCUCGGGCGACCCACCCGGCACCCCCGAGGGAAGGGGGCGUUGCCUCCCCAGGAAGGAGGCGGGGCCGGCUCGAGGGGGUGGAUACUGUGAGUUUAAUUAUAAAGAAUGACCUGGUACAAAAGCCGUUUCUCUCUGCAAAAUCUUGGUGGGGAGUCAGGGGGAGGGAGGUGAUAGGGGGUAGGGACGAACCCCCAUAAUAUAAUCCCGCCUCCCUCAUCUUCCCCAAGUCCCUGCAAAUGGACGCCUGGGUCCCAAUCCGUUGAGGGAUGAACUGAGGCUCGCGAGAGGGCAGACCCGGGCGCCGGGGCUUUCAACCCAUGCCGAUCCCUGUCUUAGAGAGAACCAGACGUCCUCAUCCGCCCCCCUCCUCUUUUCUCCUCCCACCCCCCUUGGAAGACAAUUCUCGGGC